This is a messenger RNA of Aspergillus pseudonomiae, 1888 nucleotides long. Its product is annotated as HET domain-containing protein. The transcript has 3 exons. The record is from RefSeq and is a predicted model, not a curated record. Lineage: Eukaryota; Fungi; Ascomycota; Eurotiomycetes; Eurotiales; Aspergillaceae. The coding region runs from base 38 to 1888 and encodes 616 amino acids.
GUACUUGUCAGCACAAGACAGAAUAUAUACCCAGGAAAUGUCUCUAAAGCCAGAACACAACCCUCAUAUCACUCCGCCCGCUUUUACUUACCCAACGCUUCCGGAAGAGCCUUAUACCACUCGCAUGAUCCGUCUGCUGCCGCAUAAGGAUAAGAGUGCUCCAAUACAGUGUGUGCUGUUCAACUAUGAUUUAUCAGAGACAGGCGGUGGAACACACCUGUAUGAGGCACUUUCUUAUGUAUGGGGAAGUGAGCUGAAGCCUGAAUCAAUCAUGCUAAACGGCUGUAUCUUCCAUGUCACAACAAAUCUCCACCGCGCACUUAUAAACCUCCGAAACCGCCAACUUGACAGAGUACUAUGGGUUGAUGCAAUAUGCAUUAACCAGGACGAGGAAGAUCAGGGAAAUGAGAAAAGCAAGCAGAUCCCACUGAUGCGGACGAUUUAUGCUCAAGCCGAACGCGUCAUUGUCUGGCUGGGAGAGGCCACAGAGAAUGGUGAUCAAGCGCUUGGAAGUAUUCGUCGCCUUGGAGAAGGUCAGGAUAUAACCUCUAGCCUGGACAAUCCGGAACCCUCUGAUGCAUGUCUGCGGUUGCUACAGCGAGAUUGGUUUAGUCGUAUCUGGGUGCUUCAAGAAGUGGGCGUCGCACGAUGUGUUUAUAUCAUGUGUGGCCCUGUUUCUAUAAACGGACACGUCUUCUGUGAAGGCCUUAGCAGACUAGGGCUAUCCUCAGAUUUCCGGAGCAGGAUUGGCCCUGUUGCUUAUCUCAUAAAAGGCGCACUUUAUCGGCCUAAAUAUGAGCUUGGUUCGCGAGGGUCCAUCUCUGUAGGGGAGCUCAUUGGCAUGUAUCAAAACCAUAAUGCGACCAAGCAGCAUGACAAAGUAUAUGCACUGUUAGGCUUAAGUGCCGACCCUAUCACAGCUGCCCUAGAGCCGAACUAUAGCAUCCCAUGGAAGGAGGUUUUCAAGCAGGUCGUCAAUCAUAUAUUCCCCGAAUGUUCGGUGGACACAUGGAAUGAUACAGAAACAGUUGUUAUCAAAGGCAAAGGACUGAUCUUAGGCAAUAUUAACUUGGUUGAGGAGAGUGUCUCUGAAUUUGGGAAACAAAAUAUUGAAGUCCUCUUAAAUGAUACUGCCCGGUGGUUUGGUUUCAAUUCUUUAUGGGAAACUAAUUGGAAACCGCAGGCCUCUGCAGUGCCGAUUCAGGCUGGUGAUAUCAUCUGCCUUUUGAAAGGGGCCUCAAAGCCAAGCAUCAUAAGGCUGUGCAGAGACCAUUUCAUCGUCGUCAUACCAGCAGUGACACCUCAGCAGAAACAGGAUAAAGAGAGUUCAGCGGUAAUAUCUCAGGAAAGACUAUCUAGGAGUGGUCUUCAUGACAUUCUACUCACAUGGAAAAUUCCUGGCGCUAAAACAAAAAGUAAGGAUAUGUUUGAGGUGAUGUCCCAGCUCAGUGAGAUAGCACCAAAUUAUCGAGAAGAGUGGUCCUAUACCGAAAGGAGAUUGGAAUACACAGGGCUCGCCGUGAUAAGUAUUGCAAUGACAAUAAUAAGUCAAGGAAGAUUCAAAACCGAGCCAAUAGAACAACUACUCCGUCAAAGUGGAACAAAAGAUUCAAUCAUCAAAGAAUUGGUUAGGGGUUCCGCAAACAAAAAUAAACGACAUACACAGACAGUCCCAGAUCAUUUCUUCGUGUACCAAGAAAAGUACCUAUCAUUUUCAGAAGAAAUGAUUAUAGAUGUAGCAACAAAUUAUGGAUCAUAUGGUUGCAUCAUCGUGGAAAUCCUCCUGCAGUACCAAAGAGCGAGUCUCCCAGUCUCUGAAGAAGUGGUCAAGGCAGCAGCAGGGAAUAAUGCAGAAUUGUCUCUGUCGGUAUCCAUGGAAACUCUUUGA